Saccoglossus kowalevskii is the source of this 1140-nucleotide messenger RNA. RefSeq names its product leukocyte elastase inhibitor-like. The record is from RefSeq and is a predicted model, not a curated record. Gene Ontology annotation, molecular function: serine-type endopeptidase inhibitor activity. NCBI's taxonomy places the organism in Eukaryota, Metazoa, Hemichordata, Enteropneusta, Harrimaniidae. Gene Ontology annotation, biological process: negative regulation of endopeptidase activity.
AUGAAUCUCGAAGCGUACGUUGAAAGUCAGCGCGGAUUUUGUGUUGACGUGUUCAAUGCAUUGACUACUACUGAUACUAAAGAAAAGAACAUAAUGUUCUCGCCUUACAGUCUGAGUAAUGUCUUGUUUAUGUUGCAAGUAGGUGCUCGUGGAUCUACCGCCAAACAGAUUAAAACGUGUCUGAAAGUUGUAGAUUGUAAUGAUUAUCAUCUCAAAAACAGAUCUUUGCAGAUGGCGUUAACGCCGAAAGAAGGUGAGAAGAAAUACGCGUUACGUACAUUCAACACCAUUUUUGCUGACGGUCAGUACAAAAUCGAGAAUGAUUAUAUGGACCUUAUCGAAGCGUUUUACGGCGGUGGAUUCUAUUCGGUCGAUUUCAUGAAUAACGCUGUCAGUGUGUGCACCGAGAUAAAUAAAUGGGUGUCUCGCAACACGGACGGCUUAAUCACCGACCUCAUAUCGAACCUCGAUUCAAUGGUGAAACUUGUUAUCGUCAAUGCAAUAUAUUUCAAAGGAAAAUGGGAAACUACUUUUAAUCCGCUUUAUCCAACCCUCCAACCAUUUCGCACGAGUGAUGGUCUGGUAAAGAAGGUCGACAUGAUGUUUCAAUCAACACAUCUCAGAUAUUACCGAGAUACGGAUUGUCAAAUUCUUCAAAUACCUUAUGAAUAUGGCGCAUCGAUGUACAUUAUCCUCCCAUCAUCGUCGCAGAAUGACACCACCAUGAUGCAAAUAUUAAUGACGGCAGAUAGAUUGGCGAAAUGGAACCAAAUAUUUGCGAAAGCGUACAGAUCUCUAAUCAACUUAUGGUUACCUAAAUUAAAGAUCGAUUACACGUUCCCGCUAAAGGAAAUUAUGAUGAAAUUGAACAUGACGGACAUGUUCGACGCGAGAAAAGCAAACUUAUCGGGAUUAGCAGUACAUUUACACGUAACUGACGGUAUUCAAAAAGUUGUUUUAGACAUCGACGAAGAAGGGACAGUGGCAGCGGCCGCUAGUGCAAUGUCGUGUGGAUUGCUUUGCUCUAGACCACAACCUAUUGAUUUCAAAGUCGAUCGCCCGUUUUUGUUUAUGAUACGAGACGACGCAACGGGUCUAGAUUUGUUUUUAGGGAGUGUUACAGAUCCCGACACGAAAUAA